Molecule: messenger RNA, 1755 nt
Organism: Nymphaea colorata (pocket water lily)
Lineage: Eukaryota; Viridiplantae; Streptophyta; Magnoliopsida; Nymphaeales; Nymphaeaceae
Exons: 1
Coding region: 23-727 (234 amino acids)
Biological process (GO): phospholipid transport
Cellular component (GO): mitochondrial intermembrane space
Molecular function (GO): phosphatidic acid transfer activity
Source: RefSeq, a predicted model, not a curated record
GGGUUGCCUUCCGAGAAUCUGAAUGUCUGCUGUAAGAGAGAGAGAGAGAGAGAGAGAGAGAGAGAUCGUUCAGAACGAUCCCUCGAAAGAAAGACGAAGAACAAGAAGGAUCGAAAGAAAGAAGAACAAGAAGGAGAACGAUCCCUCGGAAGAAAGGAGGAGGAGGAAGAUGGUGAAGGCGUACACACACGAGCAUGUAUACAAGCACCCAUGGGAGCGGGUUACGUCUGCAUUCUGGCGCAAAUUCACCGAGCCGGAGAACAAGGCCGUGCUUUCCCACAUCAUCGAGGUCGACACCCUCUGCCGCACCCUCGAUCCUUCCUCUGGCGUCCUCUUCACUACCCGCGCCAUUACCGUCCACGCCCCCGGCCCCCGCUUCCUCUCCCGCCUCAUUGGCCAGGACUUCUGCCACUGCGUCGAGACCUCUCACGUCGACCCCUCCGCCCGCUCCAUGGUCUCCACCACCCGCAACCUCUCCCUCCGCAAGUUCCUCGAGGUGGAGGAGAAGAGCUCUUAUCACCCCCAUCCGGCCAACCCCGAUUGGACCGUGGUCCGUCAGACCACAAGCAUCCGCUGUUCCCCUGUCUCGGCUGUCGCCGCUAUGGCCGAGAAGAUCGAGCAGCGGUGCGCCGAGCGUUUCCAGCAAAACAGCGCCAAAGGCAGGGAUGUCAUGGAACGGAUCUGUAAGUUUCUCGAGGCUGAAUCGUCCAAAGGAAUAUCUCUUUAGGGUCUCCCUUUCGAAGUUAGGGCUUCUCUCCCCCUCUCUCUCUCUCUCGCCCCGGUAGGUUUAUGUUCCCUUAGGAAAUGGAAAUAAGGGAGUUGAUUAUUGGUUUCUGGCCUCAUUCUGGUGUUGGGGUUCUGCAAAUUGAGGUUUCAGAGAGAGGUUUUUAGUGUUUCCUGGGGUUCAUCGUUCUUAUUUAUUAUGAAAAAAUGGGUCAUGGUUUUGGUUAUUUUGGCCAAAUUUGUGUGUUCUGGGGAUGAUCACUCUCUGGAAGGAGAUGGAGUCUUCUGGAUCACACGUAUUGAAUAAUUUGGGAAUUCGAGUCUUGCAAUUUCAGGACUGAAAUUUUUGCUUCAAAAAGAAAUGGACCCUCUUCGGUGUUGGGUUGCUAAUUUUGGAAAUAAUUUCCCUUGCUCUCUUUUGCGUACAUGUGAACGUUCAUCUCCAUCUUGAAGAGGUGCCUUAAUCACAAGGUGUGUAUGUGGUUAGUUCAUAAUGAGUUUCUUCCCCUAAAUUUGGUUGGGGAUAGGGGAGGGUUGUUGUGGAGGGGGGGAGGGGUGUGGGGGGGAGUGAGAGAGAGUUUUGCUUCUCUGUUACUUGGUACAAAAUGGUUUGCCUCUGCCAGUUCACAAGAUAUCAUUCUUUAUGUAAGAGUUGGGAGGAGCAGUUGAAUUAGCUGGUUUCUGGGUGGGGAUUUUGCUUUUCUGAUACUUGGUUCCUAAUGAUUUGUCUCUACUGAAUCGUUAAUGCUUGAAGUUGAAGCCGAAGGACAAGAAGUCAUAUUCUCCUUGCAUGGGCCUCUCUUGCAGUUGGUGUUAAAUUUUUAAGUUGCAAAAUUUCUCGAGCCCAGCAUCUAGUCAAUAGUUUAGUGAUGCGGCUUUGUCAUGCUGUUGUUUCCAUGCCCUUAAACGAAAAGCUCGCUGUAGAUUUGGAGGUCACCACUGUUAUUUGAAGCGACGAGCAAUGUCAAUGGGGUGCUAAGCCCUGACUUUUUCAUUGAAAGUGAUCAAAGUGCAUAUUCAGUUUUUUCUGUA